AAGAAAAGCGUCUUCUAAACGCCUGUCAAUUGCUCAUAACAGAGAGGAAGAGGCGAAGCGAGAGAUUUCACUAUAGCCAAAAUCUGUCCAAAAAUAAGCCCAGUGUGUUUCUAUGGGUUUAUUUUUGGACCUAAGCUUGUAGCCUGUCUUCCUGCCUUUGGGACAAUGACUCCCAUUGUUAGGGCGGAGACAUGAGCGUCUUGUCAUUAUAUAAAAUAAUCUAUGCUCAUGAGCAUGGGAUGAAUCAUACCCUUAUCUCGGUGUGGCCGGAUCAUUUUCCUCAAAAUUAACUGCAACAGCAACGUUAGGCUUCAAUCUCUUUUAAAACGUUUUAAAAGUGUUGAGGAUUACAACUAUAUUUGCAACGGAAUGACGUUGUAUGUUUUUCUGGGUGUUCUUUCAAUGUAUUACCUCCAGGUGUCGAGCUCUGCUGAGCACGGGUGUUUCUGCCAGGUGACCGGUAGCUUGGAUGACUGUGCUUGUGAUGUGGAGACAAUUGAUGCUUUCAACAAUGAGCAACUCUUCCCCAAACUUCAGAAGCUACUUGAGUCCGACUAUUUCAGGUUUUAUAAGGUGAACCUGAAUAAGCCAUGUCCAUUCUGGACAGACAAGGGCCUCUGUGGUCAUAAGAACUGUGCUGUGAUACCAUGUACACCAAAUGAGGUUCCAGAGGGACUCAAAACAAAUGGCCACCACAGUAAGUACUCAGCUGAAGCGAACAACCAGGAGUGUGAGAAGGCUGAGAAGCUUGGAGCAGUGGACAGCUCCCUCAGUGAGGAGACCAGGCAGGCCCUUGUGGAAUGGAACAAGCAUGAUGACGAAGCAGAGCGAUUCUGUGUGAUUGACGAUGAGGAGUCUCCUGAUUCCCAGUAUGUGGAUCUACUGCUAAAUCCAGAGCGCUUCACUGGAUACAAGGGGCCGGAAGCCUGGCAAAUCUGGAACAGCAUCUAUGAGGAGAACUGCUUCAAACCAUACACUGUGAAGCGACCUCUAAAUCCUAUGGUAUCUUACAGUGGAACUGAUGGGAAGACAUUUUACAGUUGGCUGGAAGGCCAGUGUGUGGAGAAGAGGGCUUUCUUUAGGCUGGUCUCUGGGCUCCACUCCAGCAUCAACAUACACCUGAGUGCCCGGUACCUCCUGGAUGACAACUGGUUCCAGAAGAAGUGGGGUCACAAUGUCUCCGAGUUCCAGCAACGUUUUGAUGCCCAGCUGACCAACGGUGAGGGCCCAAAGAGGCUGCGCAACAUCUACUUCCUCUACCUGAUCGAGCUGCGUGCCCUGGCCAAAGUCCUGCCUCUUCUCCAGCGCCCCUCCUUCCAGCUGUACACUGGCCAACCCACCCAGGACAGACGACACAAACGCCUGCUCCUAGAGCUCCUCCAGGUGGCCAAGUCUUUCCCUUUGCACUUUGACGAGACGUCUCUGUUUGCUGGGAAUAAGGAGGAAUCUGCCAAUCUCAAGGAGGAUUUCAGGCUGACCUUCCGCAACAUCUCCAGGAUCAUGGACUGUGUGGGAUGCUUUAAGUGCAGGCUCUGGGGCAAACUACAGACUCAGGGGUUAGGCACAGCCCUGAAGAUCUUGUUUUCCGAGCGACAGAUCGAGGCUCUGCCCAAAUCCAGCAGUGCCCGGCUCACUUUCCAGCUCAGUCGCCAAGAGAUAGUGUCCCUCCUCAAUGCCUUUGGAAGGAUUUCAACAAGCAUCAGAGAGUUGGAGAACUUCCGAUCACUGCUGUCUAAGGUCCGGUAGCCUGAACCCACACAUCCCUACAGAGAGCCACAUACCCACAAAAGAAUGACCAGGCUGAUUUGAAAUUAUUCAAAAUACAACAACCGCAUCAGCAUGUAGCUGCGGUGUUUGGGGCUGCUGAAAGACACAAGUGAAAGUCCUGACAAGUGACUUACAAGGGAUCUAACUAAACAAACAAAGGAACAUGGACAGUAGCCAAUCCCCUUUGAGCUACUUGGCAAUUAGGGUGUUUUCACACCUAGUUUUGAGCUACAGUUCGAAUCAGAGUUCGAGUAUUUGUUCCAUUGUAUUUUUUUAAUUUGGUCCUGUUGGUUUCAUUGCCAAAUGUCAAAUGAACUAAAAUUCCUAAACAAAACCACCUGUCCAUGCAAGUCAUUGGUUUAUUGGACAAAGAUGCUCACGUUAAAUCAAUCUAUGAUUAUCAUGAAGCAUCACUUGUGUGUCCCAAUCUUCAUAUUAUUUCCACUUUGGUCUUCCAAAAACAUGCAGCAAUAGCUGCUCUAACUGCUAUGUGAAUAGGCAAUAUUCAGGAGCCUAUAUCCCCAGUAUAGCCCCAUCUACCCUAAUCUGCAUCGGAUGCACUCAUAAAUGCGCUGCAACUCAGAGAAUGUUUCAGAGAUAACAAGUUGUGAUGAUGCGUGCAUUUCAUCAAAUGGUCGCAGUCAAACCAUGAAUACUGCGUGACUCUGGUUAUUUUCCUGUGUUUGGUCUGGACUGCGUUCUCACCUGCAGCGAACCUCACCACGGUACGAAUUAAAUCGGAAAAACCGCUCCAAACCAAUUGAGUGUGAAAGCACCCAUAGAUACUGUAUCAGGGUAAAAAAUAUAUAUAUACUUUGCACCAUUUUGCUUCCACAAUGGGUUUAUUGGCGAGUGGUUGACUAUGUUGCCCACAUCAAACAUACAUAUGUAAAACGCAUUGACCAAUCAUUGAUAGAAGUUUGACACUCCUCAGGGCCUUUCUAAGUGCUUAUCCACUUGUUUCUCAAUAGCCGAUUGGCUGUAAGGCAACUGAAUAAUGUCAUGUUUUCUUUGAAAAAAAUAAACAUUGGCAUGUCCUA
Messenger RNA from Coregonus clupeaformis (lake whitefish), 2807 nucleotides. Its product is annotated as ERO1-like protein alpha. The transcript has 16 exons. The coding region runs from base 370 to 1746 and encodes 458 amino acids. Gene Ontology annotation, cellular component: endoplasmic reticulum membrane; endoplasmic reticulum. Gene Ontology annotation, molecular function: protein-disulfide reductase activity; FAD binding; thiol oxidase activity. Lineage: Eukaryota; Metazoa; Chordata; Actinopteri; Salmoniformes; Salmonidae. Gene Ontology annotation, biological process: protein folding in endoplasmic reticulum. The record is from RefSeq and is a predicted model, not a curated record.